AGGCUCAAGGACGCCAGACGCAGAAACAAAACCGUCGCACUUACUUGGAUCAGAGCUAUGACAGAGGCUGAAGCAGUCAUCCGCAACGAGUCGGGCUACAUCACCCACACAGCCAAGAAGGACUUCGGUCCUUUGGAGUUCACGGGCAAGAUUGGGGGCGGGCUGAGGCUUGACUUGCGAAGGCGGGCGCCCCUGUACAUCAGCGACUGGACGGACGCCUUUAAGGCUGAGAACUUCCAGAAGUCCGUGUCCUCCAUUCUUUACCUGUUCAUCGCAGCGCUGGCCCCUGCCAUCACCUUCGGGAGCCGGUUUUUGGACGGCACCAAGGGCCAGUUUGGAGUUUUGGAGAUGAUCAUGUCGUCCGCCAUCAGCGGCAUUUUGUUUUCUAGCUUCGCAGGGCAGCCUCUGUCCAUCCUAGGUGCUACUGGCCCUCUUGGCGUACACGCUGGUGGUUUUUGA
Effrenium voratum is the source of this 459-nucleotide messenger RNA. The record is from the annotation of a GenBank genome assembly. Lineage: Eukaryota; Dinophyceae; Suessiales; Symbiodiniaceae.